Messenger RNA from Cuculus canorus (common cuckoo), 1999 nucleotides. It is a transcript of the gene LYSMD2, whose product is annotated as LysM domain containing 2. The record is from RefSeq and is a predicted model, not a curated record. NCBI's taxonomy places the organism in Eukaryota, Metazoa, Chordata, Aves, Cuculiformes, Cuculidae. Bases 125 to 712 code for a protein of 195 amino acids. The transcript is spliced from 3 exons.
CCCCGCCCCGCCCCCCCCCGCGCAGGGGCCGCCGCCGCGCGGGCAGAGCCUCAGGCGAGGGGGGUCGCCAUGCGGGUGGCGGCGGGGCCGUCGCGGGCUGGUGGUCGCUGAGGCGCGGGGGGCGAUGGCCGAGUCGCUGCGGGAGGAGGCGCCCGGCGGGCAGGAGUCGGAGGCCGAGCUGUCGCAGCGUCUCGCCCGCACCAAGGCCCGCUCGUACGGCAGCACGGCCUGCGUGGCGGCGCCGCUGGCGGAGCGGUACGUGGAGCACCGGAUGAGCGCAGGGGACACUUUGCAGGGCAUCGCCCUCAAGUACGGCGUCACGAUGGAACAAAUAAAGAGGGCAAACAAACUGUUCACUAAUGACUGUAUAUUUCUGAGGAAAACCCUGAAUAUUCCUGUUAUGUCAGAGAAACCAUUGCUGUUCAAUGGACUUAAUUCACUGGAAUCUCCUGAGAAUGAAACUGUUGACAGCUCUCCUUCUUGUGAUGAAGGACUAAUGACAGUUCAGGAUGAAAGCAGUUCUUCUCCCAGUCCUCAAGAACCUGACAAUCAGCCCACUGCACCAGAAGAACUGUCUGCAAAAGACUUCCUACAGAGAUUGGACUUGCAGAUUAAGUUAUCCAAACAAGCAGCCAGAAAACUAAAAGAUGACAAUGUCAGAGAGGAGGAGAAUGAGGAAGGUCCCUAUGCAACUUCUUCGUAUCACCAGUAGAAGACAGAUGCGAUGGCCUGAAAAUUUUCCUUGAAAUCGGUUCUUAAAGAACUAAAUGGUCAGUAAUUCAAACCCCAAGUCUUUUGGACUCGUCGUCUUGAUGUACUUAAAACAAGUCAUGAAUGGGUAAUUGCACUGAAAUUAUGACCUCUUUGCCUUCCAUAGGUUAACGUCCUUAUGCUAUAUCAACAAUGGGUUUAAGCCUUCCAAAAUUAGCAAUGGCCUUUAUACCCCUUCUGUGCAAACUGUAGCAUGGUAGCAACAAUAUAUCCUUGAGGUCACCUUUAUGCAGGAUGUUGAUCUUUAGUAAAGAUUUUGUAAAUACUUGUUAAAGUGAAAUUUGUUUUAAGUAUUUAAAAAUGUUAAAUAAGUUUGCUUGUAAAUGACAAACUAUGAGAAUAAUAGAAAUAUACUUUCUCUGCAAACACAGGCAAGUUUGCAGUGGAAGUUUUGUUUGCUUGCUUCAGAGCUGCAGAACUUGCCUCUGAACUCUGUGUGUGUCUGUGCGUGGUUAUGAUGUAUUCCUAGAAUGGGGAAUUCAACUCGGUUUGAGUAGUGAAAGCCUUUUAUGGUUAAACAGCUGUUUGCAAAUUGGAUUUCUGCUAAUAAAAGGGAAGAGUUACAGCAAGAGGUUUUUCCUUGUGAGAUAUGGCAUUGGAAUAUCAGAUGUGUGUUCUUGUGUGCAGUUAUCUUGUGUGUGGUUUUAAUUUAAUAAAAAAAUACUCAUGUGUCUGUUCAUAAUGAAUUCAGCUUGGGUCUAGUCUGGUCUUUGUGAAAAAUUGUUUGUCUGAUUACAUAGAAUCAUAGAAUCACCAGGUUGGAAGGGACCCACUGGGUCAUUGAGUCCAAUCAUUCCUAACACUCCCUAAACCAUGCCCCUCAGCACCUCAUCCACCCACCCCUUAAACACCUCCAGGGAAGGUGACUCCACCACCUCCCUGGGCAGCCUCUGCCAGUGCCCAAUGACCUUUUCCGUGAAAAAUUUUUUCCUGAUGUCCAGCCUGAACCUCCCUUGGCGGAGCUAGAGGCCAUUCCCCCUUGUCCUGUCCUCUGUCACUUGGGAGAAGAGCCCAGCUCCCUCCUCUCCACAACCUCCUUUCAGGUAGUUGUAGAGAGCAAUAAGGUCUCCCCUCAGCCUCCUCUUCUCCAGGCUAAACAACCCCAGCUCUCUCAGCUGCUCCUCAUAAGACUUGUUCUCCAGCCCCUCACCAGCUUCUUUGUUCUUCUCUGGAGACACUCCAGAGCCUCAACAUCCUUCUUGUGGUGCGGGGACCAGAACUGAACACA